CAAACAAGCUAAAACAACAAACUAAACAUGUCUCCUUCAUGGCCUACUACACUUCUUGCCUCUCUCUUUCUUUUCUCCCAAAUAUUUUCUUGCAUUGCUCAAGUUCCAGCUGAAAACACCUUUAAAUUCGUCAAUGAAGGCGAAUUAGGAGAUUAUGUUGUAGAAUACAGAGCAGAUUAUCGCGUUAUUAGUAUUUCCAAUAAUCCGUUUCAGCUCUGUUUCUACAACACAACUCCUAAUGCAUGGACAUUAGCAUUGCGAAUGGGCACUGUCCGUUCUGAAUCACUCAUGCGUUGGGUGUGGGAAGCAAAUAGGGGAAACCCCGUUAAAGAAAACGCGACAUUCACGUUUGGAACUAACGGAAAUCUCGUAUUGGCGGAUGCUGACGGUCGAAUCGCUUGGCAGACCAACACGGCCAAUAAGGGGGUCACCGGGUUCAAGUUGUUACCUAAUGGUAACAUGGUGCUACAUGACUCCAAGGGUAAAUUCGUCUGGCAGAGUUUCAACUAUCCCACUGAUACAUUACUAGUGGGCCAAACUCUCCGAUUGUCCGGCCCGAAUAAGCUUGUGAGCCGGGCCUCGGUGAAAAAGAAUGCGAACGGGCCUUAUAGCUUGGUGGUGCAGCCAAGAUUGUUCGCUGUCUACAAGGGGAACAAGGUAGACGUGGAAUUAGCUUGGUUCGAUUAUGGGAAUAACACGUUGGAAUCGAUAAAAUUGAAUAGUGGGAAUCAAAGAUUGAAAUUGGAUUAUAGAUUUGCAAAAUCAACACAGAGAAGUUCACAUGUGAUGGCAUUUACUAAAUACAACACAACAUUGACAUAUCUUAGACUUGAAAUUGAUGGAAAUCUAAAGGCCUACACUUUUGUUAGAGAUGAAGAAGCAGAUGAAUUCCGUUGGAAAGUAACUUACAGUAGGAUUUAAAAUGUUUCAUAUUUAAAACGUCUAAAUCUGUGUACACAUUUGAGCAAAUUUCACGGGUUAUAUUAUUAUUGUUGUUAUAUUGUUAUAAAACGUAGCUCUAUAAGAUAAUGAUUAGUGUGUCCAGUACAAUAAGUGGGUCCACAGCUAGUAGUCCAAUAAAUGAGUAGUAGUUCCUAUUUAAUGUUUUGUUAAUUAUAUUUUUCUUUUUCCCCUUUUGAAAAAAAUAUUAUGUUUUGGUUGAAUUAAGAGUGUGUUUAUUAUUUUGAUAUAUAAUGAUUGAAGGUGGUGCCUCAUUAUGUUUUGUUGUUAUAUUUAUGAAAGAAGCUUUUAACAAGUGA
Solanum verrucosum is the source of this 1259-nucleotide messenger RNA. RefSeq names its product epidermis-specific secreted glycoprotein EP1-like. Lineage: Eukaryota; Viridiplantae; Streptophyta; Magnoliopsida; Solanales; Solanaceae. Bases 28 to 921 code for a protein of 297 amino acids. The transcript has 2 exons. The record is from RefSeq and is a predicted model, not a curated record.